UCCCGUCAAAAUCACAGACACCAAAACAAAUAAAAUCGACCGCGACCGGCCAAACCAAAAGUUUUGUUGUUUCUAGAUAAUAUUCUUUGUGUUGCUGUUAAUUUUGUUCUGAUAAUUAGCUAUGUAUAUUUGAUCGAUAACAGUGUCUGUACAGCACAAUAAUAAAUGAUGAGGUCUUAAUACCAGUGUGCCAAGGUGUCCUAUGUUAUAAAAAUAUUAAUUUGUGAUUCUCCCAUAAAUCAUGAUGUCCACAGAUAUAUUACAAGUAAAAUGUCAUUCUUGCGGAGAAACCGCUCAGGAGCCGUACGUGGAGUGUUGCGAAUGUGACGCAAACCUUUGCACGUCGUGUUUUUCCACCGGACAAGAGGUGAAAACACAUAAAAAUGACCACAAGUAUGCUAUAAGGAGGAAUGACUUCCCUCUUUUCGACAACUGUAACUGGACGGCUAAAGAAGAGUGUAAAUUGCUCUCUGCUAUGUCUAUUUAUGGGUAUGGAAACUGGGAAGAAAUAUCCAAAAUGGUACACUCAAGGUCAAAGCUAGAAUGUCAGGAGCACUACAAGAAAUAUUACAUUGACAAUGUUCAGUGCAAGGAGCUGGAUAUACUACCGCACACGGAUCAGUCUAUGUUCCCGAAGCCUGUGAUUCCAUACUUGUACAGCAUGGAGGUCAGUAAGGAUCCCCCGAGAAACAACCAUUCAGACCAACACCUGGCUGGCUACAACGCAUACAGAUCCGAGUUCGAACUGAGCUAUGACAACCAUGCUGAAGCCAUCUUCAACAUUGAGAAUGACUACUCAGAUGAUGAUGAUGAAGAUGACGAGAUCUUAAUGGAUGAAUUAAAAGUUUCUCUUAUAAAUUCUCUUAACACAAGGCUUAGGGAAAGGAAAAGAAGGUACAAAAUUAUACAAAACCAUGGUCUAAUAAUGCCUAAUAAGCUCAUUUCUUGGGUGCAGAAGUUUGACAAGACCCUAACACGGCAGAAGUCUGAAAGACUGUAUCCCUUUAUGCAGUUCAUGACGGGCAUGCAGUUUGAUGCCUUUAUGGAAUCUUUGAGCUUGGAAGAAGAGCUAAUGCAAAGGUUACUCAGACUGAUGGAAUACCGCAAAAUGGGUAUAAAGACUUUGUAUGGAGCUAAAUUGUACAGAAGUAUGAAGCAGGAACAUGACCUGGUUAUGAAGGAACAGAGGAAUGCCACUCAAGCCAUGUCACAGAAGUUUGAAUCACAAUCACCAUCUAAGAGCAGAGUAUUCUUCACAAAAGAUGGUCAAAUGAAAAAACACAGAAAGACUGUUAUGCCUCUAGAAAUAGUUGAUCUACCUAGCUUCCAUCUGCUAAAUGAUAAUGAAAAAGUACUGUGCUCUAACUUAAGGCUCUUUCCAAAGAAUUACUUGGACAUAAAAGAACAACUGAUAGCUGAAAAUAAUAAGCUUGGAUCACUGAGAUUACUUGAUGCAAGAAAAAUUGUGAAAAUAGAUGUAAAUAAAACUAGGAAGAUUUAUGAUUUCCUUGCAUUAGAAGGGCUUAUUAAGGCCUUUAAUCCUGUUAAUUGUAUUAAAUAAACUAUUUUAAGGUUAAA
This is a messenger RNA of Plutella xylostella (diamondback moth), 1578 nucleotides long. RefSeq names its product Transcriptional adapter 2A (gene Ada2a). Lineage: Eukaryota; Metazoa; Arthropoda; Insecta; Lepidoptera; Plutellidae. The record is from RefSeq and is a predicted model, not a curated record. Gene Ontology annotation, biological process: chromatin remodeling; regulation of transcription by RNA polymerase II. Gene Ontology annotation, cellular component: nucleus; SAGA-type complex. Gene Ontology annotation, molecular function: chromatin binding; protein binding; transcription coactivator activity.